CUCGAACCCACGAACCGCGAGAUCAUGACCUGAGCCCAAGUGGGAUGCCUAAGAGGUCGGAUGCUUAACCGACUGAGCUACCCAGGUGCCCCUCACACGUGUUUGUCUUACCCUUAUUAAUUGCCACCAGUAGUAGUUCUAUUGAUGUUCUAUUUAAUAACAUUUCUGUAAUAGAAAAGUAAACAAUACAGAAAGAUAAAUAAUUUCAAACACCUGUUUUUCAUAUUAUUAUGUUAAACUAAAAACACAAUUUAGAAUACAUUAUUAUGGUUUUGGGAGGUCUGGUAUGGCAGUGCCCUGGCUUGGCUCUCUGCUUCGGGCCUCAAGCGUCCGCCGAUAGCGAACACCUGAAUCCUCAACUCUGCCUUCCCAGGUGGGGUCAGGUACUUAUUCGCGUCCUUUGCGCCGCGACCGCAGCCCAUCAAACUCGCCCAGCCCCAUAAAAGGUCGGGUCGUCAGCUCAGCGGGAGCCUGCGCCUGCGCCAUCCGAGGACCGAUGGGAACUCCCCAGGCUCCCGGGGAGCGGGGUUGGGUGGUCCUUGUGGGCGGCGGGAACGCGUAGGUUUUACGAUUUUAGCGCGCCAGACCACGUUUCCCGCAGGCUACUGCGCUCAGGCCAAAGAAGCCUGGGAUUACACUUCCCGAAGGCCGCGGGGGCAACCUGGACCUCAGCCUUCCCCCCACCCCCCCACUGUUUCGUGCUUGUUGGCGCGGCAGAAAACCAGCACCCGGCCUCGUGGAGAGAGUUCUGCAGAGUCAGACCCGCCCACAGGGCAACGUGGACCUCAGUGAAGGGAAACAGUCGCCUUUUCUGACUGGUGUUCAUUAAUUCAUCGAGCAAAUUACGGAACAGGCCCUACGUGAUGAGUCUUUGCUAAAGGACUGUGAUGGAGCAGUGAAGAUGUGAAGCCUCGUGAAUUAUUGGAGCUCCUUUGUGUCAGUGGUUUGAAAUAUGUGGGUUUGCCAUCUCAGGGAUCAGUGACAUUCAGGGAUGUGGCCAUAGCCUUCUCUCAGCAGAAGUGGGAGAGUCUGAAUUCUGCUCAGAGGGACUUAUACAGAGAUGUGAUGUUGGAGAACUGUAGUAACUUGGUCUCACUGGCACCCUGUUUCAUUUGGAGGUUCCACCGAGAUUCUGUGACCACCCAAGAUUCGGAGGCUGAAGCGGAACAGCUAGGGGAGAGCUCUGAGAGACGUUCCUCAGCCCCGGCCUUCCGUUCUCAGACCUGGCUUAAAAGUAAGGUCUUACUGACUUCCGAGGAAAGGGCCCGAGUGCUCCGGGAAGCCACGAGAGCAGUCCUUGGCCCGGAUGGAAUGCCUACCACAGACCUUCGCAGAAUUGAGCGUGUUUUCCCUUCCGCACCGCCCCAGCGGGACCCUAACACGGAUAAUGGUAGGGAGCGUCUACUUCAGUAUCGCCAGAUUGUAACAGGGGCUUCGCGCAGCGGCCCAAAAGCCCACCCUUCUGACAAAAAGGGUCCAAGGACCGAAUGAGUCGCCUGCAGCCUUCCUUGAAAGGCUUUACCAGGCUUACCACUUAUAUUCUCCUAUUGACCCCGAGGCAACAGAGAACCGAAAAGCCAUUAACAUGGCUUUUGUUUCUCAGUCGGCCCCAGACAUCCAUAAAAACCUCCAAAAAUUAGAAGGAUUCGAAGGGAGGGUAAUUUCAGAGUUGGUAGAAAUAGCCCAGUGAGUUUUUCAGGGCAGGGACAGCCCUGCCAUUAUGCAGGGGAAGGAAAUAGGGAAAGUCCUCGUACCAGCCUGGGGAAAAACCCCAGGCAACAGCAAAGGACAGGGAAGGCCUCAACCCCGUCAGAAAGGACCCCGAGCAACAUUGGGAAAAAAUCAAUGUGCUUAUUGUAAGGAAGAAGGACAUUGGAAAGAUAAAUGCCCCAACAAAAAGCCUCCCAUCCUGGUCGCCCAAGAAUAAUGACGCCACCACAGCUCCCCUCUUUGCCUGAAUCCCCAGGAGCCUGUGGUUACCCUCAACGUAGAAGGGAAAGAACCCAGAUUCCUGGUUGACACUGGGGCUAUGUAUUCCAUUCUUAAAGAACCCUUAGGACCUGUGAUUAAAGAAAAGGUAUACAUUCAGGGAGCCACAGGACAAACGCAAGGCUACCCACGGACUCAUGCCCAAAUCACUGACCUAGCUCAUUCCUUUGUGCUCAUACCUGAUUGCCCAUUCUCCCCAUAUUCUGGGGAGAGAUCUGUUGCACAUGCUUAAGGCCCAAAUCUCCUUUACCGGAAAUUCUAUAGACUUGAACCUACCGCCACCUGCCAUUCUAGCUACCUGCCCUAUAUCAGAGGAGUAUCUACUCUUAGCAAAACCAGAGUGGAAAGCUUCUCCAUUAAUAGAAAAGUGGAAAGAGACAAUUCCUACAGUUUGGGCUGAAACUAACCCCCCUGGACUAGCCAUUCAACAAGCGCCGCUAGUUGCCACAGCCACCCCCAUCCGGGUGAGGCAAUAUCCAUCCCAUCAGCCAGCAAGCGAGGGAGGGAAUUGCCAAACACAUCAACCGCUUGCGAGAAGCUGGGAUCCUAAUGCCAUGCCAUUCCCCCUGGAAUACUCCCUUGCUUCCUGUCCCAAAACCUGGGACUUCAGAAUAUAGGCCGGUACAAGACCUCAGAGAAGUUAACAAGAGGGUGGAGACAAUUCAUCCUACAGUCCCCAACCCCUACACUCUCCUGAGUGAACUCUCCGAAUUACCGCCUUUACUCUGUCCUGGACUUAAAGGAUGCAUUCUUUGCUUUGCCGAUUGCAAAGGUCAGUCAGCCUAUUUUUGCCUUUGAAUGGACAGACCCAGAUGGAACCUACAACGGACAGUUAACCUGGACUCGACUGCCCCCAAGGGUUUAAAAACUCCCCUACUCUUUUUGAUGAGGCUCUUCCAAGGGAUUUGGUCCCCUACUGGGAGAGCCACCCAGAUGUUAUGCUGUUACAAUAUGUAGAUGACUUGCUCCUAGCCACUGACUCCUGAGAGAACUGCACAAAGGCUAUGGAGGACCUGCUAAAGGAAUUAGAUGUCCUGGGAUAUAAAGUUUCUGCAAAAAAAGGCGCAAAUUUGCUUGGACUCUGUAAUAUACUUGGGCUACCAACUGCAUGAAGGCAAGCGAUCGCUGGGGCCGGAAAGAAUCCAAGCUAUCCUCAACAUUCCUAAACCCACAACUAAAAGGCAGAUCAGGGAGUUCCUAGGGGCCGCUGGGUAUUGCCGCCUCUAGAUACUGGGUUUCGCUGAAAUGGCAAAACCCCUGUACUCUGCUACUGGGGGUGAAGGAACUGAGAUGGUCUGGGGAGAACAAGAAGAUAGCGCUUUUGAGCAAAUCAAGAGCACCCUUACCCAAGCCCCAGCCCUAGCUUUACCUGAUAUUACCAAACCCUUCCAACUAUUUGUACAUGAGAUCCGGGGCAUUGCGAAAAGGGUCCUUACUCAAACUUUGGGCCCCUGGAAACUACCCGUAGCCUACUUGUCCAAGCGGCUGGACUCUGUUGCCACCGGGUGGCCCAGUUGCCUCAGAGCUGUUGCUGCCACUGGUUAAAGAAGCUUCCAAACUAACACUUGGGCAAGACCUUCAGAUCACAGGACCUCACGCAGUAGUGUCCCUGCUGCGCUCCCCACCAGACCGAUGGAUCAACGCACGAAUCCUCCAGGAUCAGGUAUUGCUACCGGACCCUCCACGCAUCGCUUUCCUGAAGACAGAGGCUUUAAAUCCAGCCACGUUGCUGCCUGAUAGCGACUCCGAGGCCCCACGCCACGAUUGCUUAGAAACUGGGAGUACUCUGACGGGAGUGAGGAGGGACUUAAGAGAUCAACCUCUGCCAAAGGUGGCAGCCGUUUUGUCAAAGAUGGACUCAGACACGCAGGUGCAGCUGUAGUGACUCAGGACCAGGUUAUCUGGGCCCAAGCCCUUGAGCAUGACACUUCUGCCCAAAGAGCAGAGCUGAUGGCUCUAGCCCAGGCCCUCAGAUGGGCAAAGGGAAAAAUGGUGAACGUCUUCACGGAUAGCAGGUAGGCCUUCGCCACCGCCCAUGUUCAUGGAGCUCUAUAUAAGGAAAGAGGACCGUUAACAUCAGGAGGGAAGGAAAUUAAAAAUAAAAAAGAAAUCCUGGCCCUACUGGGAGCCUUAUGGCUUCCUAAAAAGGUGGCCAUUGUACAUUGCAAGAGCCACCAAAAGGCAGACUCGCCCCGAGCGAAAGGAAGCGCCUUUGCUGACGCAACGGCAAAGGCCACAGCAGAAAGAGAGGUUCUCUCGACUAAAAUUUUGCCUCUGCUGCCUCCACGCUUUCUCCCCUCGGAACCGUUUUAGACCAAAGAAGAGCUACGCCUGAUAGAAACCUUGAGGGCAAAAAGAGAUGACCACCUCGAGGACGGACGCAUCUUCAUACCAGAAGCUAUAGGACGGACCUGGCUCCCUCAAGUCCACAGCUCCACGCAUCUAGGGGCAACCAAGUUGUCUGAACUAGCCCAAAGAGACUAUUAAUAAAUAGACCUUAAUAAAAUUGUAAAAAGCCUAGGAGACCAAUGCAAAGCCUGUGCUCAGACUAACCCAUCUCCCAAGUUAAAUUUUUCAGGACAGAGACUACAUGGACAGAUGCCUGGAGAAGUAUGGGAACUUGACUUCAUUGAGAUGAAACAUGGACCCUAUGGCUAUCAUUAUCUCCUUGUACUAGUGGACACCUUCUCUGGAUGGGUAGAGGCUUCCCCCACUAGAACAGAGUCCGCUCAGAUAGUGGCUAAGAAAUUACUCAAUGAAUUGGUUCCCCGAUUUGGCAUCCCUAUUGGUCUGGGGUCAGAUAAUGGCCCGGCUUUCAUAGCCCAGAUAUCUAAAAUGUUGGCCAAAAGCUUACAAAUAAAUUGGAAAUUACGUUGUGCCCACCACCCCCAGAGUUCAGGGCAGGUAGAAAGAAUGAAUAGAACUUUAAAAGAAACCUUGACUAAAUUAAUUCCAGAAACUGGCGAAAACUGGGUAGGCCUUCUUCCUUUUGCCCUCCUCAGAGGACGCUGUAUACCUUACAUAAGAGGCAUUCUCCCCUUUGAAAUCCUAUUUGGAAGACUACCUCCCUUGCUUCCAAGAUUGGGAGAUGAACAACGGGUGGAGAUCUCAAACCAACAUCUCCUUAAGUCCUUGCAGGCUCUACAAAGUACACUUCCAGCCAUCCAUAACCUAGUAAAAGAAAGCCGGAAGGAACCACCCUCUGCAGUCGAACCAUCAGACCAAGGACUCGGACCUGGAGAUUGGAUCUGGGUGCAACGUCACACCUCCCCAAAUUUAGAGGCACGCUGGGUUGGGCCCUAUCCGAUCAUCCUGUCCACCCCAUCUGCUGUGACAGUUGCUGGCCGGAGCCACAGGAUGCAUCGCUCUCAAAGCGGCACACCCUGACCACGUUCCUCUACAAUGGACUGUCAAACGGACUGAAAAUCCUUUGGAGGUCUGGCUGGUAAAAGAAUCUGCUGGGUAAUUUUGUUCUUAAUUUCCCUGGCUGGAGGGACAUUUUCUGACCACGCCCCUGCCCAGUACCGUUGGAUAGUUAGCAAAACCACUACGGGACAGGUUUUAGCAAAUUCUACCUCUUACGCUUCCCCUGCCUUGACCUUUAAUCUGUGUCUUCUGUUCCCCAUUGAGUGGAAAUAACAACCAUGAUAUCAAGGUGCUACCGGAGUUUUGCCUUACCAGAGAACCCCAGACUGCCUAAGUUUCAAAGGAGUACAGUUUUAUGCUUGUCCCUCUGAUACGCCCCCCGGCUGUCAAGGACGAGGCCAGUUUCACUGUGCCUCAUGGGGUUGUGAAACCAUAGCUGACUGGGUUACUGAAAAGGAUCAGUUUAUACUGUCUAUAAGAGCAGUGUCUAUGACCAAGAGCCAACGCCUAGUCGCUGUCAUCAUUAAAAAUGGUUUAGAUCCCCGAUGGAAUAGGGGGAGAACAUGGGGAUUGAGAUUAUACGUUUCUGGUCUUGAUCCCGGCACUGAGUUCCCCAUUCAGAGAUUUAGAGUCACCCCUAGAGCGUCCAUUGGGCCCAAUCCUGUAAUUAACCCUCUCCCUGACCCUGGAAAACUGCCCCCCCAGGCCUCUAGCCCGGUCAUCAGCUAAGUCUAUGGCCCAUUCACCCACCACUACUGCCCUUAUGUUGACUUCUUCCCCCGCUAGGAACAAACCUGAAAUAAGAGAGACCGAUACCUUUAAAGCCUUGUACUAUACCUUUAAGUUUUUAAAUGCCACCAACCCUAACAUCACUUGGAAUUGUUGGCUAUGUUUGAAUCCUAGGCCCCCCUACUACAUAGGAAUAGGUGCUCCGGUCCCUUUGGGAAUGAGGGAAGACCAAGUCAGGAAUUUGAGCCAUGGCCAGAUAGAGGGUCAUUGUACCUGGGGGCAGAACCCAAGUCUCACCUUAGGAGAUCUAGAAGGAAUGGGGACUUGUUUCUAUGCUGGAAAUUACCAGAUAAAACGGUCCAGGUAUUUGGCUUAUUGUAACAGCACCAUCUACUUGCCGAAUAAUACUCAUGUGGGGGGUACCCUUUACUUCCUUGUACCGCCCUCUGGGACUUGGUUCGCUUGCUCCUUGGGUUUAACCCCUUGUUUAAACCUCCACCUUAUAAUCAAGAGGUCUGAUUUCUGCAUUCUCGUCCACCUCCUACCCCAGGUCUUCUACUUUUCAGGUGAAGGAGGAAAAGAACACCUCGGUUUCAUUCCCCAGUCUCGAUUUCCGAGGGAACCCAUUUCUCCUAUCCUAGUGCCCCUCUUUGUAGGACUGGGGGUUGCAGGAUCCAUUGGCGUAAGUACUGCCGCUUUCAUCACCGGGGAUCAGAACUUCAAAUUACUAAGCAAACAAAUUGAUCAGGAUAUAUCAGAAUUAGAAAGGAAUAUUGAUAAACUGUCUGAAUCUGUAAACUCUUUAGCAGAGGUGGUACUUCAGAAUCGGAGGGGCUUAGACCUGUUAUUUUUACAACAAGGAGGGCUUUGUAUGGCCCUUGGGGAACAGUGCUGUUUUUAUGUCAAUAAUUCAGGAAUCAUCAAGCAGACCUUGAGUCAGGUCAGACAAUGAUUGGAGGAAAGAGAAAGACAAAGACAAAUUAAUCAAAAUUGGUAUGAGUCUAUAUUUUCCUGGUCCCCUUGGCUAACAACUCUCCUAAGUGCCCUUGCGGGACCCCUUAUCUUUCUCUUUCUAGCUAUAACUAUAGGACCCCGUUUGAUAAAAUUACUACUUCAGUUCAUAAAUCAAAAAAUAGGAUCUAUAAAGCGUAUGGUAUUAUGUAGCCCAUACGUCCCACUAGCUCAUAUGCCAGAAUAAGGCUAUUCAAAGGUUUGAAUAAUUAACAAACAGGAGUGGGGAAUGUAAUAGGUCAACUUAUAUCAGAAAGCUUAUUGUAUAUAAGUUCGGCUUAAACUCCCCUUUCAUGAAUAAUUGAGAUAAAAGCUUAUGUAGUUCCCUAUUAGGGUUAUCGGAAAUUACUAACCGCCCUAUCUCGCUUCUGUAACUUCGCCUGCUUGCUAAAUAGAUAACUUAGGUUGCAAAACGCUCCCCCCACCCCUUCUACCAAGAUCUAGCCUAGUCAAGACCAACAUGUAAAAAGUCAGAACUCACUGCCCCACGGUAUCUUAGGUGUCUAAUUAUGAUUGGUCAUUUUAAAAUCCGUUAGGACAAAGAACUUUAAAUUGAUAGGUUCCCAUCAAGACUAACGUCUGUGUGUCACAGUAUGAUUGGCUACCAUGAAAUGCUGUAAAUUAUAAUUGGUUAACUAAAUAAUGACGUACUCUGACUUGCUAAAAUCCAUAUAAGCUCACUGCUACCUUUGUUUGGGGGCUGUUCUCUGCACUUUUCUCCUUAAGCUCAGGAGAUCAGGUUUGGCCCGGCCAUGAAUAAAACCUUGCCUUGCUUCUA
This is a messenger RNA of Felis catus (domestic cat), 7873 nucleotides long. RefSeq names its product endogenous retrovirus group S71 member 1 Env polyprotein-like. Lineage: Eukaryota; Metazoa; Chordata; Mammalia; Carnivora; Felidae. The record is from RefSeq and is a predicted model, not a curated record. Bases 6089 to 7036 code for a protein of 315 amino acids. The transcript has 5 exons.